Molecule: messenger RNA, 4689 nt
Organism: Oncorhynchus mykiss (rainbow trout)
Lineage: Eukaryota; Metazoa; Chordata; Actinopteri; Salmoniformes; Salmonidae
Source: RefSeq, a predicted model, not a curated record
UGGCAUAUAUGGAUUGUCGUUUUAUUUGAUAAUUUGGCAUUCUAGGAUUACCCUGGGGAAAUUGUAUACCAGAUUAGAUAGCCAACACAACGGUGUAUUUUGCGCAUCCCAAAGAUAGAAAUGGGUUAAUCAGGAAACUAUUCGAGUCUUUAAAAGAAAAGAGGCCUGUGUCUUUAAAGUUUAUGUAGCAACAGAGGGAUUGCAGGGAUAAUGCUAUUGGGGCGGCAGAUCUGUUACUUCUGACGUUCCAAAGCCUCAGGGAGUUGGCUCAAGAGUUCUUGUCUUUGAUAAGGUCCUAGAAACUUUGUUGUAACUUUGUGAUCUGUAAAAUCGCCAGUAAAAAUUAUUAGAAUGUUUUUAGUUUUUUUCACCGCGGCCAUCAAUUCACCAUCCUCUGAAAACAUGAAAAGAUAAAGGAUGAAUAUGUGUUGGUGAAUUUGAAUGCGCUGUGUUCUUUUUGAAAGGGAAAGGGGGAGUAUUGUUUUCUAUGUUGCUUCCGGGACUAGGCUGUCGGUUCCUUACUUUGAAGUGCGCUGUUUUACGCGGAGCCCAGAACGUAUUGGAAUAGCCUACAGGAGAGACCUACGGUAUGGCAUGGCAGACUGAAACAUUUGCAAAGAAAAGGGGGAAACUAAGCAGAAUUUUUCCCCCCCCUGGAAAACUACAUUUUUCUUUCUGCAGCUAACACGAAAAAAAUCGGACUGUGAAGGGGUCUGUCGUGGAAUCGACUAUUGUGGAUUAUUUUUCUGUGGAUAAAAAAACGGAUACUUUUGGAAGACCGAACUCGUGGAUCGAUGAGAGAAGACUGGCAGAGAAGCUCCCCGGCUGACUAUAGAGAGUGAGGGGAUUGUUGUAGCGCUCUGAGGCGAACAACGCACAGGAUUUCUGUUGCUGCUGCCUUCGGAGCCAUGAGCAGAGCGCUUAUAUCGGACCAUAUCGCCAAUAGCUUCCGAGAAGAUGCUCCCCGUCCCCCGGUCCCGGGGGAGGAGGGCGAGGUGCUGCCGUGCUACCCCGGCAAACUCGCCAUGAUGAGACCCCAGGGUACCGCGGUCAAAGCGCUUUUGCUCGCGCCUCCCGGUUACAUUGCGAAGAGGAACGAGGAUGGACUUGGGGAACCCGAGGGGAGCGCGUCACCGGAUUCGCCGCUAGCCCGGUGGACCAAGUCGUUGCAUUCUCUUCUUGGGGACCAAGACGGUGCUCAUCUAUUUAGGACAUUCCUGGAGCGCGAGAAAUGCGUCGACACUUUAGACUUUUGGUUCGCCUGUAAUGGUUUCAGGCAGAUGGACCUCAAGGAUACCAAAACGCUGCGAGUCGCCAAAGCUAUUUACAAGCGCUAUAUUGACACCAGCAGCAUAGUUGCCAAGCAGCUCAAGCCUGCGACCAAAACCUUCAUUCGGGAUAAUAUUAAGAAGCAACAGAUUGAUUCGGCUAUGUUCGACCAGGCACAGACUGAGAUCCAGACCAGCAUGGAGGAGAGCCCCUACCAGAUGUUCUUGACCUCGGACAUUUACCUCGAGUAUGUGAGGAGCGGGGGCGAGAACCCUGCUCAUGUGAACCCUAACGGGCUAGGUAGCCUGAAGCUGGUGUGUGGGUACCUGCCCACCCUGAAUGAGGAAGAGGAGUGGAGUUGUAAUGAUUUCAAAGCCAAAGCGCUGGCUUCUGUGGUUGGACUUUCUGCCCAGGCACUGAGGGCAACAGUGUCUAUGAGGACGGUGAUGGAGAAGGGGUACAGGUCCCACAGGCGAGGGGACCCGGUCAACCCGUACCAUGUGGGCUCAUUUGCCCCAGCCACCAGCACCAACGACAGCGAGGUGUCCAGCGACGCCACGACAGACGACUCCAUGUCCAUGACAGACAGCAGUGUAGAAGGCAUCCCUCCCUACAAGCUGGGCUCCAAGAAGCACAUGCAGAGAGAGAUGCAGCGCAACAUGAGGAUGAACAGCCAGGUCUCUCUACCUGCCUUCCCUCGGACACAGAGAUGUCCUAAGGAGAUGACUCCGGUAGAGCCGGCAGCGUUUGCGUCUCAGCUCAUUUCUCGUCUGGAGCGUCUGAAAAGAGAACAGGAGACCAUGAGUUCCCUGGAGGAGAGGCUGCAGCAGAUGCAAGAGGAGGAGGAGAGGGACGAGGCUGAGGUGCCCGGCAGUAGUGCCCCCCUGCUCUCCCCCCACCCCCUGUCCCUCCAGCCCACCGGCCCCAACGACGAGGACCCCCAGGCCAUUCUGGAUGACCACCUGUCCCGUGUCCUAAAGACCCCUGGCUGCCAGUCCCCGUCCACCGUGGCCCGCCAUUUACCCCGCUCCCGCUCUCCAGAGCACAGGACUCUUUCCCGGGGAGGCCCCGGUCUCAAGCCCCUGGUCUCACCCGGGGCCUCCAGCCCCAGUGGCACCUCCAGCUUAGGGGGCUUCUCAGUAGGUUUCACUCCAGGAAGGGCCCUCUCCCUGGGCAGGCCCAGCAGCAGCACCAAGCACAUCCACCACCACUACAUCCACCACCACGCCGGUUCCAAGAGCAAGGAGCAGAUGGAGAGAGAGGCAGCCCAGAGGGUGUUGUGUCUGUGUCCGGUGCGGUCUGGAGGGGCGGAGGGUGGUCCCCCUUACCCACGCAGUCGCAGCCUGGGCAGGGAGAUGGUGUCCUGUGGCAGCAGUCCCGCAGAGUCCAAUAUGGGGCGCUCCAGUUCCCUUUCCCGAGGGGGUUGUCGGCCGGGGGCUGAGGAGGGGGCAGCAGAGGGGGGUGAGGUCGUGCCCCUCCAGCUACCCAGUGACAGCACAGACCGCUCCCAGAACGUGUGGCAGUGGAUCCUGGAGAGUGACCGGCAGGACAAGCACCACAAGCCCCACAGUACCCAGGGCACUAAGAAGGCGUAUGGCGGCGGAGCGGCGUCCAACCAGACACACACGUGGGGCGGCGGAGGUGCCAGCGCCCAUCUCCGUGCCCACCAGCCCGCCCAUCCCUUCAUCCAGGACCCGGCCAUGCCCCCCCUGCCCCCGCCCAACACCCUGUCCCAGCUGGAGGAAGCCUGUCGCAGACUAGAGGAGGCCUCCGUCUCCAAACCCCCCAAACAGAGCAGACACUCUACAUCCAGCCUCCAGAGAGAGAAGUGCCACCCUAUGCCUGUCCAGAGUGGGCCCUGCCCAGUGCCGUCCCCCCUCAGCCCCGGUCCCGGCUCCGGUCCUGCUGCUUCUCUCCAAACAGAAGAGCUGAGAGACACCAACAGGGUGCUGCAGGUGACGACAGGCUGCCAUGUUGCUCCAGCCAUGGGGAGUGAGACAGAGGUAACCUACUUCUUCUGUGGUGAGGAGAUCCCCUACCGUAGGCGGAUGAAGACACACAGCCUCACACUGGGACACUUUAAAGAACAGCUCCGCAAGAAGGGACACUACAGGUACUACUUCAAGAGGGCCAGUGAUGAGUUUAAGUGUGGAGCCGUGUUCGAGGAGGUGUUGGAUGACAGCUCUGUUCUGCCCAGGUACCAGGGGAAGAUCCUGGGCAAGGUGGAGAGGAUGGACUGAUACCCCUCCAGAAGUACCAGAGGAAUGUAUUACAGAAACUGCAUGGACACCACCCCCCUGUUCCACCAGAGAGUCUUAAGGACUGAUGACUGGAGAUUCUGUUGAAGAAGCUUGGCCAAUGAAGGAUGGAGAGUGGAGUACAGGAGUAGUGGAGUAGAGGAGUAGCCAUCAACAGGACUAUUUAACAACUAUUUAACGUCUUGGAGAUGAAAGAGGAGAAAAUGGUGGACUGUGGGUUGGGUUUGGAUACGGGUGUUGGGUUCCAGAAACUAUACGUGAAUUGAAUGACCACUAUCUGAGGGAGUAGGCUGGGACCUCUGAAAGCUGAGAGACUGCUAGAGGUGAAAGGUUGAGAGGUGAAAGUUGGGACUGGUGCCCUAUCUGAGCCUGCCUCUACCAACAACCCUAGAUGUAUAUGCAGAUGGACAUAUAAUGAUUUUUUUGAUAAAUGUAAAGAGUUUAUAAAUAAUUUAUUGAAAUGUCACUCCCCUCCCCAUAGUCCUGUGGAUGGACAAGCUGCUUGGAGAAUUGGGAGAUGUCGUCUCCAAUAUUUCAAAUGCAAAGUAUUUAGUUUUCCACCCUCCCCUUUCCUGCCUUGUCAACUAAUCCUGUGGCAGUGUUUUCUGUUCUGAUCAGUGACUUCCUGCCCUAACUUCACGGUGUGGUAUAGCACAGGUACCACAGCCCUGUAAGUCUCAUCUCUCAGUGCCUUUGUUUUGUUGCCCAGGCUUUGCACAGGGAACGAGCCCACACUUAGGACAACACUACCCCCGAACUGGCCCUAAACUGGCCCAGAGCACCAAACUACCCCCGAACUGGCCCUAAACUGGCCCAGAGCACCAAACUACCCCAAAUUGCAGAAACAUGCUAACAUAGAUUUACACCUGUUAAAGACAAGCCCACCAAAUGAAUCUAUACCAGCCAAGCUCAACAGUUGUUUUGUGUAUAGCCACCCCUCAUUCCUUGAUGUCCUGGCUUGUGAGCAGAACGACAGAUCCAGGGGUGUAUUCAUUAGGUCGAACGGAAGGAAACUGACAAAGGGGGAGGGACUACCUUUCCUGGAUCUGUCCAAUAAGAAACGCACAUUUUCAUGUUGUUUAGCAAAACCAGUUCUGAUACAUGUCCUAAUGAGUAUGUCUGCCUUCGAGAGACUAGUCCCCCCCCCCCCCCCCAAAAAAAA